UCGCUGACUUUGCGUGGCCUUCGGUUGGCAUUCGUUCCAAACUCCGUGCUGCUCAAGAAUGAGUUGGUAUCGUUGAUUCUCAGUGGCAAUGAGCUAGCGGAAAUCCCGGCGGGUUUGGGUCGCCUCAAAAACUUGCAAAAGCUCGACGUAUCCGAAAAUGGGCUGAUCGAGUUUCCUGAGUGUGUUAACAAACUAACUCAGCUCCGCGAGCUGAGGUUGGCCCACAACAACAUACAAGCAGUU
Messenger RNA from Phytophthora sojae, 243 nucleotides. RefSeq lists its product as hypothetical. Gene Ontology annotation, molecular function: protein binding. The transcript has a single exon. The record is from RefSeq and is a predicted model, not a curated record. The annotation marks the transcript as partial. NCBI's taxonomy places the organism in Eukaryota, Oomycota, Peronosporomycetes, Peronosporales, Peronosporaceae.